This is a messenger RNA of Cicer arietinum (chickpea), 987 nucleotides long. Lineage: Eukaryota; Viridiplantae; Streptophyta; Magnoliopsida; Fabales; Fabaceae. The record is from RefSeq and is a predicted model, not a curated record.
AUGACCACUCCUAUGCACCCAUCUACUUCUUUAGAAAAAGAUGAAAAUGGGAAAUCUGUUUCUGAGAAAGAGUAUCAAGGAAUGAUUGGUUCUCUGCUGUAUUUAACUGCUAGUAGACCUGAUAUAGUGUUUGCAAGUGCUGACACACACUCUUCAGCCCCCCAAAAUGCUUUUCCUCUUUCUAAAAACAGUUUCCAUUGGGCAGCAAUGUCAUCAUUAUUUUCCUUUUCUUUUCCUCUCCUCAAGUCAGAAAAUCUGUUUUUGUCUCUCUCAUCUCUUCAUCUUCUUUUCUUUGUUUUCUCCCCAAAAGCUGCAUUGCAUUUCUCUCUAAAUACCACUCUUCCUAUUCAUCUUCUUCACUCUCAAUCUUCCAUCUACAGAACAACUAUGGCGCGAACCAAACAAUCAGCACACAAAAAUGCUUCUCUUUGCACACCAUACUCUUCAUCUUCUUCAUACGAAUCUAUGGAGCGCUCACCUUCUCCACCACCUCGACCAACACCACCACACACCUCCUCUGCCUCUCCUCAUUCUAACACAUACCAAGAAAUCCUCAAUCUCAAUCCUCUGUCUACUCUUCUUCCACCACUGUAUACUCGUCCCACACCAAACAUUGCUCAAAUGCCUCCACAUUUACGCACUCAAACUACUCCUCGACGAUGCUCCGUGAGAGUUCAAUCUGGAAUUGGAACUUCAAAACCUUUGAACCCUAAACCCCAUUACAUCAUUAUCUUAGGUUCUAAGACUGAUGAUUCCUCUGAUUCUUGCCCUCCAUCAGCAACAACACCACCAAAUAAUCCAACAUCAACAUCAGAAAAGGCACCAACAAACACUAAACCUACCACACCUUCCAAAUAUGCUUUCUCCUCUAAACCCUCACAAUCAACUCCCCCACACCAAAAACGGAGAUUGAUCAAUGAAAUUGUCUCCCCUCUUACUACACAAAAUGAACCUCCUCUCAAUCCAAACCACAAACAAAACCCAUGA